GGAUCCCGGAAGUGGCCGGUGUGCUACCUGGUGCUGACUUCCACGUAUCUUUCACUGACAUUUAAUUACUUCACAUGCCACCACCGUUUUACGUCUCAAUAAUACUAUGGGACCGCUGUUAAAUGUUACGGCGCUGAGAAACAGAAAGAAAAGUGCUGUAAAUACACCAAGACCUCAGCUUUGACCUCCAGGGAAUGCAGUUCAUGACAUCAUGUUAGUGACAGCGUAUCUUGCCAUAGUUUUCCUGCUUGUUUUAUGUGUUGGUCUCGAGCUCACAGCACGCCGCCUCACACCACCUCAGUCCACCCCUACUGCUGUAGCCAACCCAGCAUUCCGUGGCUUCCAGAGAAUAUUCCUCAGGGCAUACCUUUUGGCUUUGUGGGCAGACUGGCUCCAGGGUCCGUAUCUCUACAAACUUUACCGCCACUACAGCUUCCUGGAAUCCCAAAUAGCCAUCUUGUAUGUAUGUGGCCUGGCCUCUUGCGUUCUGUUUGCUCCUUUUGCAGGCUGGCUACCUCAGGCCUUGGGCCGCAGACAGACGUGUUUUCUCUUCUGCCUGUCCUAUUCUGCCUGUUGUCUCACCAAGCUUUCCAGAGACUACUUUAUUUUGAUUGUUGGGCGUAUUUUGGGGGGUCUGUCCACAUCCCUGCUAGCCACUGCAUUUGAAGCCUGGUACGUGCACCGACAUGUUGAUGUCCAUGAUUUUCCCAAGGAAUGGAUCCCCAGCACCUUCACCAAAGCUGCUACCUGGAACCACGGCCUCGCAGUGGGAGCGGGCCUCCUGGCUAACUUGUUGGCUGAGUGGCUCCACCUGGGGCCAGUGGCCCCCUUUCUCCUGGCUGUUCCCUUCCUGGGCUGCUGUGGCUGGGUAGUCCUAACAGACUGGGGCAAGGAAGAGGCUCAAGUGGGUCCUGAAAGGGACAAACAGACUCUGCUCAUUGGCACUCCAAAUGGAGGUGUGACCCAUUUGUCUGCAAAAGCGCGGUUCUCACGCAGCUGUCAUGAGGGCCUGCGCUGCCUGCUGUCAGACAAGAGAGUCAUGCUCCUGGGUGGAGUUCAGGCUCUGUUUGAAAGUGUCCUCUACAUUUUUGUUUUCCUGUGGACCCCAGUACUGGACCCUCAUGGGCCUCCUUUAGGAAUAGUCUUCUCUUGCCUAAUGGCUGCCAGCAUGGCUGGGUCUUUGCUGUACCGCCUAGCCACCUCGACUCGAUACCGUCUACAGCCUGGUCAUGUGCUCUGUCUAGCUGUGCUGAUGGCCUUCUUCUCUUUAUUUAUGCUAACCUUUUCCACUGUUCCAGGACAGCCUAGACCUCAUGAAUCCUUUCUGGCCUUCCUGCUGCUGGAGCUGGCCUGUGGUCUCUACUUCCCUGCUGUCAGCUUUCUUCAGGGCAGGGUGAUCCCAGAGGAGAAGCGGGCUGGUGUGCUGGCCUGGUUCCGGUUGCCUCUGCACCUGCUGGCCUGCUUAGGGCUCCUGGCCCUCCACGGGGAAGUGUCAGGAACAGGUGGUGGGGAGGGUGGUGGGGGCACCAGACACAUGUUUGGAGGCUGUGCCGUCAUGAUGCUGGCAGCUCUGAUGGCUGUGGUCAGCCUUUUCACCUUGGGUAGAAAUGACACAGACCUGAGACUGGAGGGAAACAGAGGAGAAUGGGAAAUGUAAUGAGUGGAUCAGCCACAUAUCCAUCUCUGCUUGUUUGGUUUAAAAUGUAUUAUGUCAGUUUUGUCUGACUCAAUGUAGGGACAUCAAAUUUGUCUGGAGUACUUUUCACUCCACAUUUUGCCAAAUGCAGAAUAGAAUAAAGUCGUGGGGUGUUUUUGUAGAUUUAACAUUUACCAUGUUACUUCCUUGUUUAGUGGUUACAGACUUUUGUUCAUUUGGGAAUAUUUGUCAAUGAAAAUGUUGGAAACUUGGUUGAUACCUCCUGUAUCAUUCCAAUAACUAUUCCAGAUUGUUUCUGCCUAUAGGCGUCUGGUGUGAUGACAGGUGAAAGUAAUGUUAAAUCUUGAUGUAAUGCUUAAAGACAGACUUGAAAAUAUUUGAUUUAAGAGAGUAGUAACAAUGCUGGUUUCUACAAUAUUUCUUCCGCAGUGCAUUAGUUCUUGUAUGUAUGUUGACCGGGAUCUGUUUUUAUUUUUAUUUUUCUUUGAAUCAGGCAAGCAGCAGCUUUACUUUAAAUGUCCUUCCUGUGUCAUCUACAAAAUAUUUUGUUCUUAUGUUCUUAAUAUG
This is a messenger RNA of Archocentrus centrarchus (flier cichlid), 2224 nucleotides long. It is a transcript of the gene slc61a1, whose product is annotated as major facilitator superfamily domain containing 5. NCBI's taxonomy places the organism in Eukaryota, Metazoa, Chordata, Actinopteri, Cichliformes, Cichlidae. Gene Ontology annotation, cellular component: membrane. The record is from RefSeq and is a predicted model, not a curated record. Gene Ontology annotation, molecular function: molybdate ion transmembrane transporter activity. Bases 212 to 1657 code for a protein of 481 amino acids. The transcript has 2 exons. Gene Ontology annotation, biological process: molybdate ion transport.